This is a messenger RNA of Staurois parvus, 366 nucleotides long. Lineage: Eukaryota; Metazoa; Chordata; Amphibia; Anura; Ranidae. The record is from the annotation of a GenBank genome assembly.
CAGAUUAAAAACCUGGCGCAGUCGUUAUACCCGUGUUCAGCCCAGCGGCUGGAUGAGGAGAUGAAGUUGCAUCUUUUGCACAACCAGUCCAUUACCUGCAAUGACGGGAGCCCAGCUGGUUACUACCUAAAAGAGUCCAAAGGGAGUCGGCGGUGGCUCGUCUUCUUGGAAGGUGGCUGGUACUGCAUCAACCGGGAAAACUGUGACUUGCGCUAUGACACCAUGAGGAGACUCAUGAGCUCAAAAGGGUGGCCAGCCACGAAAACUGCUUCAGGGAUUUUGUCAACCCAGCCCGAGGAGAAUCCACAUUGGUGGAACGCCAAUAUGGUAUUCAUCCCCUAUUGUUCUAGCGAUGUCUGGAGCGGA